AUGCUGGCCACUGCCAUUCCUUUGAUCUCUAGUCUCGUUCUUGCAACCUCUGUUCGAGCUGCCCCCUCGACCGUGUCCGUCUACAACGGCUGGCUUUCUGCGGGAUGCUUUGAAGACUCUAUUAAUGCAAGAGUUCUUCCUAACCAGCGCUAUCCCGCUGGAGGACCCUCUGCGAUGACCGUUGAGCUCUGUGUCGACGCUUGUCGUGCCGAUGGAUUCAGCGUUGCUGGCCUCGAAUGGGCUCAGGAGUGCUGGUGUGGCGAUGAUAUUCCUUCAAAUGGUGCUCAAAGCUGUGAUAUGGCGUGCAAGGGCAAUCCCAAUGAACACUGCGGCGGAGGCAAUCGAAUCAACGUCUACCAGUACAGUAAUAUUGCGACCUACAACGACUGGACUUUUGACAAUUGCUACACCGACUCUAUCUGGAAUCGGGUUCUCCCCAAUCAACUGUCUGUCUCAGGUGGAAUGACGAUAGAAAAGUGUUUAGAUGCUUGUGAUGCCGCUGGGUACGCUUUCGGAGGCGUCGAGUGGGGCAAGGAGUGCUGGUGUGGAAACACGGGACCGACUGAAAUAGUUCAAGAUCAACGCUGUGAUACCCGCUGCGAAGGCGACAGCAGCGAGCUUUGCGGUGGCGGAAACGGACUGUCCGUUUAUCACAACAGCAAUCCCAAGGGGCCAUCAAAUCUUCCGAGCUACAAGGACUGGACCUAUGACAAUUGCUUCGUCGACUCGCGGUGGAACCGGGUCUUGCCCCAGCAGCUCUCCAUCUCUGGCCCAAUGACAAUAGAAAAGUGUUUAGACGCAUGCGACGCUGCUGGUUAUCCCUAUUCAGGGCUCGAGUGGAGCCAGGAGUGCUUCUGCGGUCGCUCCGAGCCAACGGAAGUAGGUACGGAUGGUCGAUGCAACAUGGCUUGCCAAGGAAACGGUGACGAGCUUUGCGGGGGCGGAAAUGGCAUCUCCGUCUACCAUUCUAGUGCUCAGGCCCCUCAUCAUCUCGACUCUUAUGACGGGUGGUCAUAUGAAGGCUGCUUCGUAGACUCUAUUGAUCAUCGUGUCCUUCCCGUUCGCGCCAGCCACGAGCAUGACGGCGACAUGACGAUCGAGAUUUGCUUGGACGAGUGCAAGCAGCAAGGUUAUCGCUUCGCUGGUGUUGAGUACGGAAUCGAGUGCUGGUGCGGAGAUUGGAAGCCGUGGAAUGAGGUUACAGAUGGCAGAUGCAACAUGCCGUGUGUCGGCAAUCCCCACGAGCUGUGCGGCGGGGGAAACGGCAUCGAGGUGUACGAGCAUUGUGAAUCUCGGAGCACAACUGUCGUUACUGCAUUCACAACUGCGACCGCACUCGUCUCAACGGUCACAAUCGCGACGACAAUUGCCACUCCUGUCGAAGGAACUGGAACCUACGCACAGCCAAUCACCACGACCACGCAGAUUGUCGUUCCUGCGACGAUUACAACCACAGUCUUGGCACCAUUGACAAUUAUCACAACUGCCGUAAUUCCAUAUACCACGACGACCACUCAAAUUGGCGAUGUGACGCUCACCAGCACGCUCGAAACGGCUGUCGUCGGUAGCACGACGGUCGUAGUGCCCAUUGUUGGAUCUACGACGCAGGCAAUCCCUCUUACUGGCUCGACGACGGUUCCCGUACCACUUACUGGUUCUACAACGACUCUCUUCCCUGUCACUGGGACGAGAACGGUCCCUCUUACCGUCGCUCGCACAAGCUUCACUCUCUCGAUUUUCACUGGGACAACAAGCUUUGUGGACCCAUUGACUACGGUUAUUCAGCCCGUCAUCAUCCUCACCACCCUUGCGAAAACGUACACUACAAUAACUGGCUCUCCGCUGCCGUUUACGACGAGUGUUCCCUCUGUUAGCCCCAUUACGCUCAUCGGUAGCGACAUUAAGUUCUUUACUACAACCUCUUCAGCCAUUCAGGCGUUCCCAACAACAUCACUUGCCAUCAAUACGUUCCCAGCCGUCUCGAGCAAUGUCGCGGCUGUCACCUCUACGUCGACUUACUACGUACCUUUCACGUCGGAGACCACUGGUUUCGUUCCUGUUGAGACGUCCUCUGUUGACGUUGGAGAGUAUACAUCAACCUCGACUACUGUUGCAGAUAUUCCCACAUCCACUACAGUUGUUACCGAGUAUACGACCACUUCAAUCGGCUACACGCCGUAUACGACUACGGCAUACAAUUCCGAGAUUACGACGCUGGUCACGACGGUCGCUGAGCCAAUUACAGUGACCACAUCCUUUGUGACGCGUGUAGGCGAUCAUUCACAUGGACCAUACUAA
Serendipita indica DSM 11827 is the source of this 2298-nucleotide messenger RNA. The record is from the annotation of a GenBank genome assembly. NCBI's taxonomy places the organism in Eukaryota, Fungi, Basidiomycota, Agaricomycetes, Sebacinales, Serendipitaceae.